Molecule: messenger RNA, 502 nt
Organism: Momordica charantia (bitter melon)
Lineage: Eukaryota; Viridiplantae; Streptophyta; Magnoliopsida; Cucurbitales; Cucurbitaceae
Source: RefSeq, a predicted model, not a curated record
UCCAAUUUUAUAAGUUACAAGCCAGAUCAUAGAAACAAACUUGAAAUUUUGGAGAAAAUGUUGAAUUUAAAAAACAAUUUAGUACUAUUAUUAAUUAUACAAAGAGCAGAGCUGAGGUAUGAAGUUGCGUUACACCUACUCUUUAUUAGCUUUAUUCUUGUGUUGCCCCCACACUCCGACAUUAGCUUUUCCCAAUCUUCCCCUUUGAUUCACUUUCCUCCGCUGUCUUUUUCCAUUCUACUUCAUUGCUCAAAAUUUCUCCAAAUUUCUCUGCAUCACCUUCUUCAAUGGCGUAGAUACCUCACCGAUUUGAGCUUCAUCAGCUCUCUUUUUAGUUUCCUUUCAUCCUUGAUGAUUAUGGCGCCAACUGCCGGAUCUUUCUCCACUAAAUUUCUUGCUCUUUUACUCCUUAUUGUCCAUGUCGGCUGCUUCCUUCUAACCUCCGCCGAUCACCGCCGCCGCCACCGGAACCAGCCCUCCAAGAAGCGCAGAGUCUCCCCUG